Messenger RNA from Microthlaspi erraticum, 897 nucleotides. Lineage: Eukaryota; Viridiplantae; Streptophyta; Magnoliopsida; Brassicales; Brassicaceae. The record is from the annotation of a GenBank genome assembly.
AUGCGAACUCGAUCGAGCUCUUCAACUGAAGACAUAGGCAGAAAACAGAGAAAGAAAACUCAGAGGCAACAAGCAGAACCAGAGGUGGUUAUUACUAAAACAAUGGAUAUACCAGAGGGUAAUGGACUCGGUCGAACUAAGCAGACUCGACCGAUUGGUCUAGGAGAUGCUCCAAACCGCCAUCAACAAAGACAAGGAAUUGUUCCACCACCUGUCCAGAACCACAACUUUGAAACUUUGAGAUCAAGCUGGAUCAAUGGUGUCUCUGAAGAUGCCAUCAAGCUGAGACUCUUCCCUAUGUCUCUUGCUGACAAGGCUCACCAAUGGGAGAAGAGCCUACCACAUGGUACCAUCACCACUUGGGAUGUAUGCAAGAAGGCUUUUCUUGCCAAGUUCUUUUCAACCGGUCGCACCGCCAAGCUAAGGAGUGAGAUUUCAUACUUCAUUCAGAGGAACAAUGAGACUUUUGCUGAAGCUUGGGAAAGGUAUAGAGAGAUGCUAGACACAGCCAACAAUGGAAACUUCCUUAACCAGGAUGUGGAGGAUGGCUGGCAGCUUGUUGAAAACAUUGCAAACUACAAUGGGAGUUAUGGAGAGGAGUAUGACCGCACCAACCGGAGCUCGACCCAACACUCGAUCGAGUCCGAUGAAAAUUUGAGAAAAGAGGUCAAAUCAUUGAAUGAGAAGUUGGAUAAGCUUAUCUUAGCUCCGUCCACAAUGAAGAAGGUCAAUUUUGUGUCUGCUGAAGAGAUGGAACCUGUUCAAGAAGGGGAAGAUAAACAAUAUGCUGAAGUUUGUUACAUGAGCAAUGGGCAAGGAGGUUACAACAAAGGAUAUUACAACUACAAAGCCAACCCAGCCAUGUCUUACAUAAACAUUGACGUUGCCAACCCAUAA